This is a messenger RNA of Cuscuta campestris, 1390 nucleotides long. The record is from the annotation of a GenBank genome assembly. NCBI's taxonomy places the organism in Eukaryota, Viridiplantae, Streptophyta, Magnoliopsida, Solanales, Convolvulaceae.
GUGGGCAAAAGUUCGGGUUGGGUUUUGGGUUUUGUUAAAUCUGUGUUUCCAAUGAGAGGGAAGAAGAGAAGGGAAAGUGCAGAGUGAUCGGAGGUGGGAAUGGCGAAAACGCCGAUAGGUUGUGAACCGGUGGUGGGGUCGCUUGCACCGUCGAAGAAGAAAGAGUACAGGGUUACCAACAGGCUCCAAGAAGGCAAACGCCCCCUGUACGCCGUCGUUUUCAACUUCAUCGACUCUCGUUACUUCAACGUCUUCGCUACCGUCGGCGGCAACCGAGUGACUGUGUACCAAUGCUUGGAAGGGGGAGUCAUUGCUGUGCUACAAUCUUACAUUGAUGAAGAUAAAGAUGAAUCAUUUUAUACUGUCAGUUGGGCAUGCAAUAUUGAUGGGACCCCCUUCUUGGUUUCCGGGGGAUCGAAUGGAAUUAUCCGUGUUAUUGAUUCUGGCAAUGAGAAGAUACACAAGAGCUUUGUUGGACACGGAGACUCAAUUAAUGAAAUUAGGACGCAACCACUAAAACCAUCACUUGUUGUCUCUGCAAGCAAAGAUGAGUCUGUUCGGCUGUGGAAUGUUCACACUGGAAUAUGCAUAUUGAUAUUUGCUGGUGCUGGUGGCCAUCGCAAUGAAGUCCUCAGUGUGGACUUUCAUCCUUCUGAUAUAUAUCGCAUUGCUAGUUGUGGGAUGGAUAAUUCUGUUAAGAUCUGGUCUAUGAAAGAAUUCUGGCCUUAUGUGGAGAAAUCAUUUACUUGGACUGAUCUUCCAUCAAAGUUCCCCACAAAAUAUGUGCAGUUUCCUAUGCUCAUAGCUUCCAUCCAUACAAACUAUGUUGAUUGCACCAGGUGGCUUGGAGAUUUUAUCCUGUCAAAGAGUGUUGACAACGAGAUUGUAUUAUGGGAACCAAAAAUGAAAGAUUCCCCAGGCGAGGGUACAGUUGACAUCCUUCAGAAGUAUCCUGUCCCAGAGUGUGACAUAUGGUUCAUCAAGUUCUCGUGUGAUUUCAAAUAUAAAUCGGCUGCUAUAGGGAAUAGAGAAGGAAAGAUCUACCUUUGGGAUCUGCAAACAAGCCCUCCAACUNUUGCCCCCCCCCCCAAAUCAAUACCCUUCAUGUUUUACAUAUAAGGUGAGAUUUGUUUUCUCCUUCUUCAGGCUAUGUCACGGUCAAUCAAAAUCUACAAUCAGACAGACUGCGGUGUCUUAUGACGGGAGCACCAUUUUGAGCUGCUGUGAGGACGGAACUAUAUGGCGCUGGGACGUAGUGGCAAGCUCUUGAGAUGCCUGUCUGUCUUUAGUUGUCUGAACACUUUUGCUGCUUUGGUUCAUUAUUGUUAUGACUGUAUCUUUGAAUGGGAAAUUAGAGUGAAGUUUAUAUGAAUUAAGUCUCUUAUCAUCU